ACAAUCUUGUAAAAUUUAUGGAAUGUGAGUUGUUUCAGUGUGAUUGAUUUUCAAUGAACUCAUUUCGAAAAAGUGGAGUUUUAGUGUGAAAAAAUCGGAAUAUUUUGAAGUUAAGAACAGAAUAUUCAGCAUUGACAUUCGCUACAAUCACGCUGUGCAUUGUGUAUUGACCGUGACCUUGUUUCAGGUCAUGAAAACAUGUUGCCCGGAUGUUAGGCACAAAAUGGUAUGACAUCAAAGUUUGCAGGUUAAAAGACAAGAAUAGCACAGAAAUUUGUACAGAAUGAAAACACCUUAAGGUAUCAAGAAAGAUACAGAAUUAUUUCCCUGUUAUGGAUUUAUCCAGUGACCAGUCACCUCUGAGUGACUUGUCUCCAUGUGCUGAUCUGAAUGGUCUAAGAGAAGAACAAUCACCCUCGGAUGCUGAUCUGACGUGUCCAUCCUAUAUAAACCAGCAGCCUUUAUCAUGUACUUCUCAAGUAUCAGCUUUGACAAUCAACUCGGUAAAGUCCCCACCUACAGCCCUGUCAUCAACAAAUACAACUAUAUCUGCAAUGUUCACUGGUAAAAAUGGGGCCAAAUCACCACAUUGUAAAGUGUGUGGAGACGAAUCCUCUGGAUUCCACUAUGGAGUGGAUUCAUGUGAAGGAUGCAAGGGAUUCUUUAGACGAUGUAUAACCCAAGGAAUGACACACAAAUGCUCAAAUGAGGAAAAGUGUGAAAUUACACCAUUUACACGCAAUAGCUGUCAGUACUGUCGACUCAAAAAAUGUUUUGCUGUUGGCAUGUCAAGGGAAGCUUCAAGACUUGGUAGAAGGCCAAAGAGAAUGAAAGAUCCAGGAAGUCGUGACUCGAAGCCAACUACAAAUUUACCGAUUGCUCCAUAUCCCUCCUCUCAAGACUUAAAUAAGCUACGCAUGGCUGAACUGCAGGGAAUUUUACAACAGAGUGGCUCACUUAAGCCAGAGAUGAUGGAAGCUUUCUUGAGUGCGGCACAAGUAAGCUUCAGAGAGCAUCAGAGAAAUCACAAUAACCAAAACAAUACAAGUAAUGGUACAAUUAAGGUACCAGGACAAAGACAAGGAAACGAUUCUGGUUAUUCCAGUUUGAGUAGUCCGUCAAGUAAUAAAAGUUCAUCACCUCCUCAGGAUAAUCAACACCAAUUAAUUGAUGGUGAAAAUAUCAUGGAAGAUAGUAAAACGUCGUUGAAUAUAGACCCACUUAUAAUGGGCAUGCGCAUUCCUCAUUCUGCUAGUUAUUCUCCCGUGGAAAUAAAGGCAGAGCCAACAGAUGAAAUACGGUCAUGUUCUAAAUCAGGAUCCCAUAACCCGGUCAUGGACUUUUGCCCUCAAGAUUUAGAUGUUGAUGUUUUUAAUCAAAAUAGUUUGCCUGAUAUACAGGAAUCAAGAUUUGAAAAUGAUUAUGAUGACCGAUUUAGUCCAGAACAGCAUAUUAUCAGUGAGCAUCCGAUUAUGUAUACAGAACAAAGAGAUGAAGGAAUGGCCAUUCCUACGCAUGUAGAGGAAAUGUAUGAUGACAAUACAUUCUCAAUAGAUAUAGACAAAAUCAUGGCAGAGGUGGUCAAGAGGCCAUCCGAUAUUCGAAAAAACCUACUCGAUCAAGUUACAGAGGAAGUGGUCAAUGCACACUUUAAAACAUGUAAACCAACAUACCAAAAUGUACGAGAGGCCAACAUGAGACUAGAAAAGUUGAAGGCUCAGAACAUGCUGCCUGACUUCAGUAAAAUGAAGAUUGACCCAUCAAAGAUGUGGGAACAGUUUGUACAGAACAUGGUACCAGAAAUAACUAUGGUUGUCAAGUUUUGUAAGAAGAUACCAGGUUUCAAUGAAAUUUGUCAGGAGGACCAGAUAAAUUUGAUAAAACAAGGAUCUUUUGAGGUGAUGCUGGUCAGAAUGUGUAACUUAGUAGAUACGGAGAAAGAGGAGAUGUUUGAUCCAGAUAUGAAAAUGAAAUGUCCUAAGGCAGUUGUUCUUGGAAUGCCAAUGGGAACAUUUCUGGUGGAGUUCUUUAAAGUAGCCAAAGCCUUCAAUCCUUUACAGUUAACAGAUGGUGAAAUUGGGAUCUUCACAGCUACACUUAUUAUUUGUCCAGAUCGAAAAAGUAUUAUAAACUCGGUAGCUAUAAUGAAGUUACAGUUGUUGUUAAUGCAGGCUUUGUAUGUACUGAUCAAGAAAAAUCAUAGUGACUAUGACAGUUUAUUUAUAGAGCUGAUGAAAAGGAUCCCAAUAUUCAGAGGAAUCAAUGCAAAACAUGCUAAGAUGUUGAACAAUAUGAAAAUGAACUCUCCUGAAACAAUAAGCUUGUUUCCAGAGUUACACAAAGAAGUAUUUCAGGAAAGCGAAUUGGCUUAAUGCAGUGAAUAUUUUAUAUUUAUUAGAAACUAGUGCUAUAAUUUUGUCUACGCAUUUACAAAGUGCGUAGAACUUUGUUACUAUAUUAAAACAAUUUAGAAUCUAUAUGAAAUGUUGGGUGGAUAUUCCACAUCAGUAUAUUGUGAAUACCGGAAGUUUUCAAGGAGGAAUGUAAUAAGUGCAUUAUUAUAGUGCUAAUAUUUGACACAAAAAUUGUACUUAGCACACUUUUGAAAGGUGAGCUUAUUGGAUUUACAUUGUCCGUGUGUCUGUUAUGUGUUAACUUUAUGAACAAGGAUGACAUUUGGUGUACAAUACAAUGUAACUUUGUUAACCAAACUUUUGUAAAGUAAAAAAAAAAAGAUAAUCACUGUCACCUACAUUUAUAUAACAUUGUAAAUAGGUCAUUGUCACUUAUGUUUGUUUACCAGCUACAAAAUUACAGAAAGAUGGGUUGAUGUGACCCAUGAUUUACAGUUUAAGGCAGUUUUAUAGAUAAAUGACUGACAUUGUAGAAAUAUUUUGCAGUGAUAUCAUAUAUAUCUCUGUAUAUACAACUGAUAAAUAAUAGAAAAGUUACAACUGGUGAAUGGUGUCCUAUGAUCAAAUUGUAUCUGUAACUAAAUAGUUAUAGACUGUGUGUCUUGGACAGCUUGGACAGCGGCUGUGUUGUUUAAUUGUCAGUCUCUGAACUACAACCAGGUUAACAUUUGAAUAUGACCCAAACAAAACAGUUGUUGUCCUGAAAUCAUAUGAUUGUUACUACUGCUGGUCAGUCUGAUGUUAAAGGUUGUAUGUAUAUCAGGGCACCUGUUGCCAAAGCUUAGUAAUUUCUGGAUUACAAAGUAUUUAAUUAACAAUCUUAUUUAAAUAUAUCAUAUCAUUUAUCAAUGUUUAUUAACCUUAUAAAUCAACAAAAUACAUUAUCAGAUUACCUUACUAAUAAGGUGUACAGUACUUGCAGUAAUAUUAUUUUUAUAGAAUUUUUUAAAUUAUUGAAAUUCAUUGAAUCCCCUCAAAGCAAACCUGAAGUGGCGCAUUGGGAUAUCUUGUCAUCUAUUGUAGUGGUCAUCAGUGUCACUUUGUUUUUGUUUAUCGGCAACUCCGUGAAAACAGAUUUUUCAGAAUUCAACUAAACUUGCUCUGAAUCUUGUAUGGAACAUGAAGAUAUACAGCUGCAAUUUAAAUUUUUGGUCUGAAUGAUUUUUAGAGGUUCCCAUACCACAACAUGGACUUCGCCAUUUCUGCUGACGUUAUUUUAAGCGGCAGGAGACACGUUUUCCUUGGAAGACUCUCACAUUAUUAUAACCAGCAUAUCUAUGUAAAGAACGUUAUUUCCUUAGCAGACAUAACAAAGUAUUACUACUGUUUAUAUGCUGUUUUAAACUUUCUCUCAGCAGUGUAUACCUACUUGAUCACCUCAGUGCCUAAAUCAUGUUUAUGAUAAUAUUUCCAAUGUAAUGAUUUCGAUGUGGAUUGUAAAAUGGUUAUUUAUUUGUAAACAAUAUCAUUUUUUACAGUUUGAUCUAAAUAAAUAGUCAAGUCAAGUAAUUUUGUUUUGUCCGGUAAGUCUGUGCAAUUCAUUGAUAUUAUGGUACAAGUACAGACAUAUGGGAAGAACGGAUUUACUUGCCAGCAUUGUAGUGAUUGCCAAAUGCUUUCCAUCACUUGGUUUAAUAAGUUUAAAGACAUGCGGUCAGUUUUAUGGACAAAUUAGCAUUUUGUUUCAUUGAAUUUCAGAUGAAUUUCUCUCCAACAUUUUGCAUUUUGUCAUGAACAAAUUUCAGUAUCAGCCUGUUUUUACAUUUUGGUGUUUUUUUGAUAAAAUUUACAGUUCUUUAUAUUUUUAUGGCAGAAUUUGACUAAAAUUUAGAAUAACCGUCACACUAUUCUAUGAAGUGGUGUUGGAAAAAAUUUGUUUAUUUACAAUCCAAUGUAUUUAUGUUCCCAUGUUAUGACCAUGUCUUGAAAAUUAUAUUACUAUGGCAUGAUUUGUUUCAGUUAUAGCAUUUUUCGUGUUAAAACAACAAUUUAACAAUUCACAUACGAAUGAACGAACUGUUGUGUGUUACAUUCAUCAUAUGUUAAAAAAUGUUUUACCUACAAUGAUAUACAGAUUUAUAUAAAAAUAUAAUUGUUAUAUAUUAAUGUUGCUGUGUAUUAAUAAUGAAAUCAGUGUGUUGAAUAACAAGCAUAUUUGUUUUGAAAGUUUGAUUGUUAGUGCAAUGUUUGUUUUUCUUGCAUGAAUGCUGUAAUUGUAUACAGGUGAAAAAAAAGUAAAAACAUUAUGGCGAGAAAAGUGUUGGAAAAAACUGUUUUUUAACUUUGUUUUAGUGCUUGUUAUAUGUGUGAAUGUGUUCCAGUAUCAGUAGGUAACAACUCAGUAUGGUGUGAGUCCUUCAUGAGGGUCUGGAUGGGGAAUCCUUCACUUCUGUAUUCUUUAAUCGUUUUGACAUUUUUCUUUAUUUUUAAAAAUAACUCUUCUCUGUAAAAUUCUCAUGAAAAUCAUUUUACUAUUAGAUUUUUUUUUGCUAUGAAAUGGUUUCUUGUUUCUGUAUAUGAUUCAUUUCUAUAAUCAGUAUUUUAUAACCGAAUACUUUUAUUUUUCACAGUUUAUUCUUUAUUUUUUUGCACCCCAUUAUUCUCUAUUCUUUAUUUUUUUUGUUUUCUUUUUUUGUCUAUUCAUUAAUAUUUUUGGCCAUUAUUCUCUAUUAUGUAAACCCCAUCUAGACCCUCCUUUGUUAUUUAGGGAUCUAUACAUCACCAUAGUUACACAAAUAAUUUGCUUGUUUAUUUACUAAAGACAUAUAUUUUCUUUUUUCCCUUCUUUUUUAUUGGAAGGGGAUACUAUGUAACAGAGAUUUUAAAAAUUGAGUCUGAUAUACUUGCAUGGAUUUCAUUUGCUUUACUUUUGCUCUUUUUCAACUUAUUUAUUGUACAAGAAUAGAGGCAUGGUUUUCUUUUAAACUAAACUAUUUCUGUGAUAUUUAAAUGUUUUUUAAGAAAAUAUUAGAUAAAUUAAAUGUUAUGAGUACAUACAAAAUAUAUAAUUGUUGGAGUGUAAAAUAGAAUUAAAGUAUAUGAUUUGGUUGUAAAUAGCAGUUACAUGUCAGCUAGAAAUGGAUUGUGGGUAGAAGAAAAUGUGAAAGGCCAUUUUUUGUUGGCAGCUAGGAUCCAGGUUUGGUCAAACAGAUAUUUUUUUUACUGGACAUCAUGUAAAUAUUGAAUUUAUUGAAAUCAUAAGAAUUAAGUUUUAACUAUCUAGAUAAUGUUUUUAAUUCUGUAAAUGAAGUAUAAGGCAGAGAAAAAGACCUAAUAAGAAGUUUUUAACAAUUUGAAUUUGAUUUAUUUACAAGAAGUUCAUAAUUUAAGAAGUUGUAACAACCAAAAGAAGGUGGGAUUUUUUAAUUGUUAGCAAUGACCCAUAUUUUUUUAUGGUUUAUAAAAGACAAAUGAAGUUAUGUAUAAAAUCAUAGGAUUUAUAGGAAAACCCCAAACAUACCAUUUUUUAUUUCGGCCUUAAAUUUUGAGAAUCUGAAAUAAAAACAUUAAAAACAAUCUAUUUAUUUGUUUACGUUGUAUUACAUGAUUAUGAUUACAGAAUAAAAAACAUCCCCGACUAACUUCACUGUCUUAAUCCCACAAUCCAUGAAUGAAGUCUUGUAUACCACACAUAACUAUCUGAUAUUAGAUUUUGAAGAAAAGACCAGUCAAUGAAUUUAUUUAGUUGAAAAUGCAAGUAAAUUUCUAAAUUGUUUGAAUAUGAUAUAACAUAAGAAUUCAGAGAUGUUUUAAAAAUAAGUUCUGCUUGAUGUGGUGCAGCUUUAAUGAGGACUAUUUUCCUUAUUGAAAAUCAAAUAUUGCUUUCAAGAUUAAGCUUUAUUCAAGUUAAUCAGGUUACACCCCUCUCAGGAGAUUUCCAAUAGCGAUUGAUGAAACAUAUUUUCAUACAUACAUACAUAUAUAUAUAUUCAUCUUUUACAUUUAUUACUUGCAUUCUUAUCACUGACUAUAAUGAAUUUCUAAUUUAGAUUAAUAUUAUGAAUGGAAAAAAUUUAAUUGUAUGUUCUAAAAGUAGGUCACCUAUUUUUAAUACUACUAAUCAUUUAUUUAUAAUUUCAAAAAUAAUGGUUUUUUUUAUGAUUGUAAAGCCUUUUAAUUGUCAGCUAUAUAAUAGACCCGAAAUUAUUGAAAAUCAAAUUCUACAGUGUUUAUUAAAACAAAAUGGAAUUAGGGUUUUAUGAACAGUCUAAAAAAACUUCAAGUUGAUUAAAAAAGUACAGUUUUUCAACUUUUUUUUUAAUAAAAUAUUUUGUUUGAGCAUGUUAAUUUUUUUCAUUUAAAAUGACUGAUGUAGAAAUUCUAUUUUAAGGUGUAAGUUAAAAUGCAACAAAUUUCAAGAUUAGAAAAAAUGUAAGAACUUCUAUUUCUUAUAUGAAUUUUUAUGUAACAAUAGGAUACCAAAGCCCGGUGUGAUCAGAAAGUUCCUUUAUUUUAUUAUUCAUAUGUGAUAAAAGAAUUUUAUUGUUUUUUUUUUUAUUGUCUGAAGUAGAAAGAGUAAUACAUCAUAAAUCAUGUAUUGUAGUGUUAACUAAUUUGUUUCCAUUAGGUGUUCUAAUUCUCCCCUAAACAUGAUCUCAUCUAGUAACAAGUUAAGAUUCAUUUUCCCAUUUGUAAAAAAAUAUGAAAAAUAUUCAUAACACCUUUAACAUACUUAGAAAUUAGAGUACAUGGAGAAAAGGGUUAUACACAUCUAUUGAAUAAAACUAGUAGUAAUUUGGGUAUAUAGAUAUAAGAAGAUGUGGUAUGAGUGCCAAUGAGACAACUCUCCAUCCAAGUCAAAAUUUGUAAAAGUAAAUGCUUACUAAAAAUUUGAUCUUUACUAGACUAUAUGUAAGAACAUUGUUGACAAAAUAUAUAUUUAAUUUCUGUAUAAAAAUAAGAAUAUGAUGUAUGAUUGCCAAUGUGUUGUUUAUACAGUGAUAGACAAUUGAGCUUUGACAAUUUUUUUCUUGUCUAUUUCUUCAUUUGCCAAAAUAAAAUUGUAUAUUUGUAAACAAUAUGCACUGUAUUCUCUAAUAAGGAUUUAUAUAUUAUUGAAUAUAAUGAGUGUCUCACAUUAAAUUGCAGUCAAAAUAAUGAAAGGGAAACAACGUCAUAAGUUAUCAAGCUAUUUAGGGGUUUGAAUAUAUUGUUUGAUUUCCAUUUGUGCAAUUACUUGUUAUUAUAUGCUGAUGUGAACUUAGAAAUAAGCUAUUUAAUUUUACUUGAAUAUUCAUAGGAAACAGUCCAUUAAAAUGAAUUUAGAAGGGUAGGAAUGGAAAUUCUAUUUUUUAGUUUUUAGAAAUGAGGCGUGAGUCCGAUGUGGUUGUUUGUCCAUUUGAUGUAUGCAAGAUUACACAAAGAAAGCAUUUUGUUGAGGGGGUUUUUGGAAGUCCCUUCCUACCCUCCUCCAUUUAUUUUAAUGGAAUAGCCCUCAGAAAAAGAGAUAGCCAACAAUGUGUGCCUCUUCAAUAUAUAUAAUGGUUAUCAUUGUAGAUAAAUUGUCUCCUAUCAUGUUAAAUGUGUAUUGAAAUCAUUAUUUUUUUUUUGUAGAGUAAUUUAAGUACUAACACAUUCACUUAUUGAACAGUGCUCUUUUAAAGUUCAGGCUUUUUAAGUUAAUGUAAGACCUCAAUGAUUGGCUAUUUACCAUUUGUUCUGAAGAGAGAAAAAUGAAUACACAUUAUUAUGUAUCUUUUCUCAAUACAUAUUUGCAAAGUUAAAACAGAUAUGAAUGUUCUUUAAAUGAAUAUAGAUCUCUAAAAAUCCUAAGGUAAAGAUAUAAUUUGACAGAAGGAAAGAAAAUAUUAAAUAUAGAUAAACUGGUGUUGGAGUAUACACCAAUGAGAUAACCCAAGACUUCUAGAUAUCAACAUACAAUCUGCAACUAAAAAAUGUUUUUUUAACCAAAUGGGGAAAAAUUUUGUGGGUGUUCAAAAUAGGAUGAUAAAGAUUCAGAAUAUAUAAGAAUAGAAAUAUAUAUAUAUAUAUGUAACCUGUAAUGAAAUGUUGAAGUGGUAUAGCUAAUUUCCCCUGUAUUUAUUUCAAUCAUGGUAUCAAAAUCAGAAAGUUCAUGUUACCUAGAGUAACCCGAUUAUUAGUGUCAAUAACAUACGUUGAAAGAUUUCCAGAUUUUGCCAAUAAUCAUAAAAAUGUUAUUGAGCAAUUCACAAUUUGGAUGCAAUUUUGAACUGCGCAUAAAAAACCCACAUGAUAUGACUUCACAAGACACAUGUUUCUGGAUUUACUUUUAUGAGGUAAAUUGUUUGGUAAACUUUUAAAAGUUUUAAUAUCUGAAAGACAAUACAUAGCUUUCCAUCUGUUUGGAUUUUUGUUUUGGUCAAAGAGUUAUAACUUUACUUUUUUUUAUAUAAGUUCUUAAAAUAACCUUUUUUUGAGUCAUUAAGGCAGUAAUAAUUUGGUAAUGUUCAGAAAUUUGAAAAAUACAUAAUAUUGCUCAAACUUUGGAAGUAAACACAUGAAGCUGUGAUACUGUGAAUUUUAAUAUAGAUGGAAAGAAAUUUUGGCAGACCCUGGUGUUUAAUAAAUAAGGAGUUAUUGGCCACACCUCUUGAUUCAAAGGAUUAUGAUAGUCAAACAAAAGAUAAAUAUUUAUACACAUAAACUACUGUAUAUAUAUAUUUUUUCUCUAUUCACAUCUGAUAUAAUCAACUUGAAUGUAUGCUUUUUUUUUAACAAAAAGCUAUCCACAAUUGUGUUACUCAAGUUUUAGUUUAUCCUUAAGUUUUAGAUUUAAUUUGUGCCAUACAAGCCAAAUUCAUUUUGUGCUUCAAUUGAUUGCUCAUUUGUAUAUAUCACAUAAUAUAUAUAUAUAUACAUAUAUAUAGAAAUACAUUUUGACUUCAAAUGGUCAAGAUAAGUGAAUGUCCUUGACAGCUGUAUCAGAGGUUAUUGUGUACAGGUCAAGGUCAUUAUGGAAUGUAUUUAUUUGACCUUGUAUAGAGUAAACAUGUAUUACCAUCAUACUAUACACAAUUGUUAAAUGUAAUUUGUGAGAAAAAUAAAAUCUUUUUGUUUUGGA
Molecule: messenger RNA, 9456 nt
Organism: Mytilus californianus (California mussel)
Lineage: Eukaryota; Metazoa; Mollusca; Bivalvia; Mytilida; Mytilidae
Exons: 11
Coding region: 333-2372 (679 amino acids)
Biological process (GO): regulation of transcription by RNA polymerase II
Cellular component (GO): nucleus
Molecular function (GO): nuclear receptor activity; RNA polymerase II cis-regulatory region sequence-specific DNA binding; zinc ion binding
Source: RefSeq, a predicted model, not a curated record